Molecule: messenger RNA, 240 nt
Organism: Stylonychia lemnae
Lineage: Eukaryota; Ciliophora; Spirotrichea; Sporadotrichida; Oxytrichidae
Source: the annotation of a GenBank genome assembly
AUGAGUGAAAGUGAGGGUCAAUACUAGCUUUUCGGUAUUUUAGGAAGAAACAGCAUCUUCAUGGUAACACAAUGUGAUAACGAUAGACAUUGGAGAAGAAUGCUCGGAGUUAACAAUGAGAGAUAUUAGAAAUCUUCUACUCAUCCAUUUGAUGAAUGUGAUAAUGCCUACAUCAAGCCAAUGAAACCAGUUCAAUUAGACUUGCUCAACAAUCUCUUCAAGAAGAGCGACUUCGAAUGA